ACGCCACGGAGCGCUCUGUGGCCCGCGAGCGCCGCGGCCCCUUUAAGAGCCGGGCCCAGGCUGGCCCGCGGGCCGAGGGAGCCCAUUGCGCCGCGCGCGUCGGAGGAGUUGGGAGCCGGCGCAAAAGUUUCCUCCCAACUCUGGCCUCGCGCGCCGCCGCCGCCGCCCACUCCAGCCCGGGGCCUGGGGCCGGCCCUGCCACGGUCGCCAGGGCCACCGCCAGAGGCAGGGCUGGGCUGGGCCGGGCCGCACCCGCAGUUUCACUUUGGCGCGUGGAACCUCCGCCUGCGCCCGGCAGACCCUCCGCUUCCCCCGGUCUCCGCGCCCGCGUUCCCGCCCUCGGCCUCCCGUGGGGCUGCAGGGGAGCGGCCGUGGGUCCGGGCCCCGGAGGUACGCGCGGGACGGCGUGGUGUCCGCCCCACGUCCCCCGACGGAGGGGCUGUGCCCGGGGGCCAGGCACCUGUUCGGCCCAGCCCAGCUCGAGAGCCCAGGGCCAGGAUGAAAGUGACAGUGUGCUUCGGGAGGACCAGCAUCGUGGUGCCCUGCAAGGACGGCCAGCUGCGGGUCCGCGAGCUUACCCAGCAGGCGCUGCAGCGGUACCUGAAGACCCGGGACCAGGAUCCUGGAUACUGGGUGAAGAUUCAUCACUUAGAAUACACAGAUGGAGGAAUCCUGGAUCCUGAUGACGUCUUAGCAGAUGUUGUUGAAGACAAAGAUAAGUGUUGUUGGACUCGUUUGCAGCUGAUUGCUGUGUUUGACGAACAAGAGCCACUCCAAAAGAUUGAGAGCCCCAGUGGAAACCCUGUGGAUCGUCAGAGCCCAGACGCUUUCGAGACAGAAGUGGCUGCCCAACUGGCUGCAUUUAAACCGAUCGGCGGGGAAAUCGUUGUAACCCCUUCUGCUCUGAAGUUAGGCACUCCACUGCUGGUUAGGAGAAGCAGUGACCCAGCACCAGGGCCCCAUGCUGAUGCCCAGCCAAGCACUGCAAGCCUGAGUGGCCAGAGUUUGAAACCUGUUGUUCUGGAUCCCGUCCAGAACAUGGAAAACAGAGAAGUUAUGAAUGGUGAACAGACAGGGCUGCUUGCACUGCCCAGAACCAAGGAUGAACUGAGUGAUAUGACGAGAGCCGUGGAGAUUUCUGGGGAAGGAGACCCCCUGGGGAUCCACGUGGUGCCCUUCUUUUCCUCCCUGAGUGGACGGAUCCUAGGACUCUUCAUCCGAGGCAUCGAAGAAAACAGCAGGUGCAAGCAGGAAGGACUGUUUCAGGAGAAUGAAUGCAUUGUAAAAAUCAACAACGUGGAACUCUUGGACAAAACUUUUGCUCAGGCCCAAGAUGUCUUCCGUCAAGCAAUGAAAUCUCCCAGUGUGGUCCUCCAUGUGCUUCUGCCUCAGAAUCGUGAGCAAUAUGAAAAAUCAGUGAUUGGACCGCUGAACAUUUUUGGCAACAAUGACGGGGCUUCGAGAACAAAGGCACCAGUACCUCCUGCCCGAGGGAAACCAGGACUAAAGGCAGUAAAUCCAACAAGAGCAAACAGCCCCGAAGGACAAGAGUCAGCCCCCCCGCAGCUCAGCAAGAGCCCCCGAGUCCCAAGACUAGGAAGAAAACCGUCCUCUCCCUCACUCUCCCCUCUCAUGGGGUUCGGCAGCAAGAAAAAUGCAAAAAAAAUUAAGAUCGACCUAAAGAAAGGCCCUGAAGGACUUGGUUUCACUGUGGUAACCAGAGAUUCUUCUAUACAUGGUCCUGGUCCCAUUUUUGUCAAAAACAUCUUACCAAAGGGAGCAGCAGUAAAGGAUGGCCGCCUACAGUCAGGGGACAGAAUUUUGGAGGUAAAUGGCAGAGAUGUCACAGGAAGAACCCAGGAAGAACUCGUGGCCAUGCUGAGGAGCACCAAACAGGGAGAGACAGUAUCACUGGUCAUUGUCCGCCAAGAAGGGAGCUUCCUGCCCCGGGAGCUGAAAGGAGAACCUGAUUGUUAUGCGCUCUCCCUGGAGUCAAGUGAGCAGCUCACCUUGGAGAUCCCCCUGAAUGAUUCUGGCUCCGCUGGCCUUGGGGUUAGCCUGAAAGGGAAUAAAUCUCGAGAAACUGGAACUGACUUGGGGAUUUUUAUCAAAUCCAUCAUCCAUGGAGGUGCUGCUUUCAAGGAUGGCCGUCUCCGAAUGAAUGACCAACUGAUUGCUGUUAACGGGGAAACUCUUCUGGGAAAGUCCAACCACGAAGCCAUGGAAACACUCAGGAGAUCCAUGUCCAUGGAGGGAAACAUCCGGGGCAUGAUCCAGUUGGUGAUUCUCAGGAGACCGGAGAGACCACUGGAGGAGCUUUCGGAAUGUGGAGCACUUUCCAGACCGUGCUUUGAGAGCUGUCAAGAAGCUCUGUGCACCUCCAGGCGAAAUGAUAGUAGUAUAUUAUAUCCAUUUGGCACCUAUAGUCCACAAGAUAAGAGAAAAGACCUAUUGCUUCCCAGUGAUGGGUGGGCCGAGAAUGAAGUGCCGCCGUCCCCACCACCACAUCCUGCUCUGGAAUGGGGCCUUGAAGAUUUCAGUCACAGCUCUGGAGUGGAUUCCACAGGAUACUUUCCAGAUCAACAUGUCAACUUCAGACUUGUGACACCAGCCAGGCAGCCCGAAUCAAUUAACCUGAAAGCCUCCAAGAGCAUGGACCUCGUGCCAGAUGAAAGCAAAGUUCAGUCGUUGGCUGAUCACAGAUCAGACUCUCCAGGCAAAGAUUUUGGCCCAACUUUGGGUCUGAAAAAGUCCAGUUCCUUGGAGAGCCUACAGACUGCUGUGGCUGAAGUCAGGAAGAAUGACCUGCCCUUCCACAGGCCCAGACCACACAUGGUGCGAGGCCGGGGCUGCAACGAGAGCUUCCGGGCAGCCAUCGACAAAUCUUAUGAUGGGCCGGAAGAGGCAGAAGCUGAUGGUCUGUCUGAUAAGAGCUCUCGCUCAGGCCAUGUAGCUCUGAAUUGUGAGUCUGCCCCUCAGGGAAACCCCGAGCUAGACAAUGUGGAAAAUAAAGCCAAGAACAUCAAAAAAACAAAAGAGAAGGAGAAGAAAAAAGGAAAGGGCAAGCUGAAAGUCAAGGAAAAAAAGCAGAAGGAGGAACAUGAGGACGCAGAGAGGAAAAUGAAGAGGAAGGGCUUCGGAGCCAUGCUGAGAUUCGGAAAGAAGAAAGAUGAUAAGGUGGGGAAGGGCGAGCAGAAAGGGACGCAGAAGUCCGGGCACCCAGGAGAAGAUGAUCUGGAAAGAAUGAAAGAAGAAAGAGAGAGGAUUGGAGCAAAACAUCAGGAGAUAAGGGAAAAGCAAGCAAGAGGUCUUGUUGAUUAUGCCACUGCAGUGACUGGACCAGUGCAUGAUAUGGAUGAUGACGAAAUGGACCCCAAUUAUGCCAGAGUGAACCACUUUCGGGAACCAUGCACAUCAGCAAAUGUCUUUAGAUCUCCAUCUCCCCCUCGAGCUGGACCACUUGCUUACCCUCGGGAUGGACGUCCACUGUCUCCAGACCACUUAGAGGGUCUCUAUGCCAAGGUCAACAAGCCAUAUCAUCCACCAGCCCUAGCUGACAGUGGCCGACCCAUGGCUGGAACCACUGACCGCAUCCAGAAGCUUCGAAAGGAGUACUACCAGGCUCGGAGAGAAGGGCUCCUUCUGUAUGAAGAUGAAGACGGAAGAGCACGACCGUCUGACCAUGACCUCCGCUGGGUGUCUGGAAAGGGUCCAGAUGGGAGCGCGCACAACCUUCGCUUUGAGGGGAUGGAGCGGCAGUAUGCAUCCUUACCCAGGGGAGGCUCAGCAGAUCCCGUGGACUACCUGACAGCUUCGCCCCGAGGGCGCUACAAUGAAAGAGAGCUUCCAUACUACCCAGGGCCUCUUCCAGUGCAUCCACCAAGAGGGAGCUAUCCCCAGACCCCGGAUCUGAGGGUAACAGAUCUACGAUACCCACAGUACUAUCCGCCCCCACCAGCCCAUCAGCACAAAGGACCCUUCAGACAAGAUGUCCCUCCUUCACCGCCUCAGCACCAGCGGGUACCAGUCUACCAGGAGAUGGGAAGACCAGGGCCCCGAGGGGGCAGCCCAGACCAGUACCCCUAUCGUAACCAGGAUCCCAGGCAGAAGAAUCCCAUGACGGCAGCAGUAUAGCUGAAAACUACAGAGAUCUGCCAAACAAGGAAGACAUCCAACACCAUCUUUGCCAUUGCUAGAACCUAAGGCCUUCUCCGGGCUAAGGUGUCCUAUGGUACAGAGUGGCUCUUGCUUCCUGAGGAUGCAUGGCCUAACUGCUAAUCAGAGGAGGAAAGAGGGACAGGGGUUUGGGCAUGUGGAUUCAAAAAUGGAAGAAGGAUGCAGUCAUAAAAACAGUACUUCCUGAUACUUGAAAGGCUUGCAGGUUUGGUUGAUUCGAUGAGAGUGACAAUUGAUUAACAAUCAGUGGAGCUCCACUAUAGUUGCCACUGGCUGGAAAAUCA
Molecule: messenger RNA, 4460 nt
Organism: Mastomys coucha (southern multimammate mouse)
Lineage: Eukaryota; Metazoa; Chordata; Mammalia; Rodentia; Muridae
Gene: Pard3b
Product: par-3 family cell polarity regulator beta
Exons: 23
Coding region: 499-4134 (1211 amino acids)
Biological process (GO): establishment or maintenance of epithelial cell apical/basal polarity; microtubule cytoskeleton organization; cell adhesion
Cellular component (GO): apical junction complex; adherens junction; cell cortex
Molecular function (GO): protein binding; phosphatidylinositol binding
Source: RefSeq, a predicted model, not a curated record